CCCCUGUGCUAAAAUCCCACCCCGAUCCAUGAAAUUUGGCUCGCUCUCAUCCAACCAAAACAGCACAAAAAGCCUGGAUAAAACCUCCACUGUUUGCCGGAGCUUUUCCGCCAAGGAAAACUCCCCGACCCCUCUUUUCUUGCUUAAUCAACCCCCAUCCCUUUUUCCCCUCCCUGCUUUCAGCUUUGCUUUGCCCACUUCGGAUCGGGCUCCGGGCUUUGCUGGGCCCUUCCCCAGCGCCACAUCCCACAUCCCACAUGGAAAUCGUGCGGGAAAUGAGCCAUUUCCUCGGCAGGACAAUGGCCAGGCUGGGGCUCCGGCACACAAAGACCUUUCCGGUGUCCCUGGCUCAUUCCCAGAGUCCAAACCUUCCCAAGGGGGAGGGGUGAUGGUUUUGGGACCGGGGAACGGCUUUGGGUGUCAUUCCUAAGAAUAUGUUAUUUUUAUUCUGCUCCCCCAGUGGGACAAAUCCACUGGGAAAAUUGGAAGGAGGAGCGGUGAGGAAGAGCAGGCUCCGGAAACCCGGCCCUUCCAACGCCGCCGGAGCUUUAUUUAGCGGGAUAAUGAGGGAGCAGAGCAGCAGGAAAGCAACGCCCUGCGGUCCCAGCUCAAAUUGCCACUUUGGGGAAGAGUUUCCAAUUCCAAGACGAGCUCAGCCCAUCCCGGGGUCUGCCCUGGGCCGGUUGGGAUGGGGCAGGAUGGGCCUGGAGGACGCGUGGCAGCCGCAGAGCUGGGAAAAGUGUGGGAAGCGCCGGCGGGAACCACAUCCUGGGGGUGGGAAUCCCUGGAGUGGGGGGGUCAUCAGGCAUGUGGAGGUGACAGCCUGUCCUGGGGACACGAUUCCCUGGAGGACACACGGCCAUGGCACCCCUGAUGCCCAGUGGGGACACCCCAUCCCAGGACACAAAUCCAUGGAGGACAUGGUGCCAUCCCACCCCACCUGGGACACCCCAUCCCAGGACACAAAUCCAUGGAGGACAUGGUGCCAUCCCACCCCACCUGGGACACCCCAUCCCAGGACACAAAUCCAUGGAGGACAUGGUGCCAUCCCACCCCAAGGGGGACACCCCAUCCCAGGACACAAAUCCAUGGAGGACAUGGUGCCAUCCCACCCCACCUGGGAAACCCCAUCCCAGGACACAAAUCCAUGGAGGACACGAUGCCAUCCCACCCCACCAGGGACGCCCCAUCCCAGGACACAAAUCCGUGGAGGACAUGGUGCCAUCCCACCCCAAGGGGGACACCCCAUUCCAGGGAAUUCCAGUUCCCUGAAGGACAGGCCGUGCCCAUGGUGCCAUCAGGGCACCGGGGACGUGUCUCCCCAUGGCCACAGCACCCGUGUUCCUGGGAAUGUCCCAUCCCUGGGGACACAAUUCCCUGGAGGACACACGGCCAUGGCAUCCCUGAUGCCCAGUGGGGACACCCCAUCCCAGGACACAAAUCCAUGGAGGACAUGGUGCCAUCCCACCCCACCUGGGAAACCCCAUCCCAGGACACAAAUCCAUGGAGGACACGAUGCCAUCCCACCCCACCUGGGAAACCCCAUCCCAGGACACAAAUCCAUGGAGGACAUGGUGCCAUCCCACCCCACCUGGGAAACCCCAUCCCAGGACACAAAUCCAUGGAGGACAUGAUGCCAUCCCACCCCACCUGGGAAACCCCAUCCCAGGACACAAAUCCAUGGAGGACACGGUGCCAUCCCACCCCAAUGGGGACACCCCAUCCCAGGGCACAAAUCCAUGGAGGACAUGGUGCCAUCCCACCCCAAUGGGGACACCCCAUCCCAGGACACAAAUCCAUGGAGGACAUGAUGCCAUCCCACCCCAAGGGGGAAACCCCAUUCCAGGGAAUUCCAGUUCCCUGAAGGACAGGCCGUGCCCAUGGUGCCAUCAGGGCACUGGGGACGUGUCUCCACGUGGCCACAGCACCCGUGUUCCUGGGAAUGUCCCAUCCCUGGGGACACGAUUCCCUGGAGGACACACGGCCAUGGCACCCCUGAUGCCCAGUGGGGACACCCCAUCCCAGGACACAAAUCCAUGGAGGACACGAUGCCAUCCCACCCCAAUGGGGACACCCCAUCCCAGGACACAAAUCCAUGGAGGACACGAUGCCAUCCCACCCCACCAG
Messenger RNA from Myiozetetes cayanensis, 2127 nucleotides. RefSeq lists its product as uncharacterized. The record is from RefSeq and is a predicted model, not a curated record. The coding region runs from base 435 to 1634 and encodes 399 amino acids. The transcript is spliced from 6 exons. NCBI's taxonomy places the organism in Eukaryota, Metazoa, Chordata, Aves, Passeriformes, Tyrannidae.